Messenger RNA from Symbiodinium pilosum, 1167 nucleotides. NCBI's taxonomy places the organism in Eukaryota, Dinophyceae, Suessiales, Symbiodiniaceae. The record is from the annotation of a GenBank genome assembly.
AUGUACUGCAACUGGCGAACCGAGGAGUGCGAGGGUCGGCCGCUAUGGCGAGCAAAAGUCAUGCGCGACGGCUGGCUGCUGCUCACAUUUCACCACGCGAUUGUGGAUGAAAAAAGCAUUUGGAUGCUGAUGCGCGAACUGGUCUCCAUAUUAUCCGGCCGCCAGCGCUCAUCGCCAAAAUUUGCCCUAGAUCUCCGCUUGUCCGAGCUUCUUGACCAGCCUUCCUCGCGGUUCACAAGGCUGAUGGAGCAACGGCAGGGCGGCCGUCUUCCAGGAAAAGCUGUGGGCAGGUUGGCUGAUAUGGUCCCGCUGGGAUCCCCGCGCCGAAAGCUGAAGCCGCGUGAGGGCAAGGAAUGGCCGAAGCCAGAUGGUCUGGCACCUUGGCAGUGUCGAAAGACACGCGCACAGGUUGCUUCCAUCCCUCUCGCGGGCAAAUUGCGGGCAGUUUGUCGUGAACGCAACUUGACGGUCAACACGGCUCUCUUAGCCAGCCUGGCCUUAGCCCUUCGCAAGCAGAUGUCUAGGGAGGGGAAGGUGGGCAUGCGCCCAAUCUUGGCCUUUGACGCCCGGAUGCACAUCCCUGACGGUCAGGACUUGUUCGGCUCUUACUCACUUGGGGCCCGAUAUCGCAACGGAUGGGGUACCUUGGAUGUAGCUGAAGAUACGAACUUCUGGGAUUUGGCUGAGUGCUCCAAGAAGGCGGUUGAGGAUGCGACCAAAAGGCUGGAGGCCCACAACAUUGCCUGGUACAUGCGUUUUCUUACAGCAGCAAUGGGAAAGAAGGAUGUGGCAUGGCUGGAAGGCGCCUUGGAUUUGGAUGGCCCCGACCAAGGCCGAACCAACGCCCUCCUGGUAAGCAAUGCAGGAAUCCUGGCCGAGCUGGAAUCUGGCGAUUUCAAGAUUGCACAGUCGCACUUCAUCUCACAUCAAGCUGCUUGGGGCCCUUUCGUGUGGUUGAACGUGAUGACGGUGGAUGAGAACAUCUUCCUUACCCUUUGUUACGUUGACCCUCUAUUGUGCUAUGACAGGGCAGCAGAAGUCCUCGCGCAGGUCAUCUCCAACUUGGAAGCGGCUUGCGCUCCGCUUGAUACCAAGAGCAAGAUCCUGCAAAGCACCCCUGAUGGCAAGGUGGGUAUGCAGGGCUUGGACAAGGAGGUGUGCGUGUAA